AUUAAUGAGCUCCUUGCCCCAGUCGUCGAUAAAAUCACUCCCGCCGGUCGGUGUGCGAGUACGUCGAUAGUCGCGAGAUGGCAACGACUGCGUCCCGACAUCGCUCGGUUCGCGCUUGCGCAGUGCGCGCAAACGAUCCAUCAGUAGUGAAAAGCGUUGUGUGUUGUACGAACAGAGUUAUCACGGUGAUGCGUGGUAAAAUCGGUGUAUCUGUUGCAUCGAGAACGCGAAUAAUCGUGCACCGUGGUACUAUGUAGUCACAGAUAUCGGAAUUUGGUCGAAAUUAUGCGGAAUUUCUAUCCGCGAACAUGGUCGAUCACUCGUACCGAAUGAACGGAGAGGUUAAGAACUCGUUUUCCUCCGGCUUUGCCGAGAAGGUGCACCACGACUGGGUGAAAUCGGAGAACCCGGAGACAAUUGUGACGUGCAAGCAGACGAACGAUGUGUUGAUCUUCACGAAUAAGAGUCUCUAUUGUCGUUCGACCAGUAACAAUUAAUAUUGGUAAUGUUAUGGGCAAUUGUCAAAGGAUUAUCGAACACCGUUAUGGAGUAACAUUGGUAGUUACAUUGAUAGUUUAUGAAAUCAGAUACAGGUGUAGUAAUUGUCAAAGGGUUUGUUGCGCUCAUUUAGGUAAACAGUUACAAAGAAUAGUAUUAACACUGGACCAGAACCGAAGGAAUUUCUCAUUAAGAUCUGUUAUGCAUAAUACCACAAGUAUCGGGGUCACCAACGGCCAGGAAUGGUACAAUUCAGAACUGAAGAAGACAAAUGGGAACGACAAUGCAAUAAAGGAGAUGCAUUACUUUGUCAAAAUUUGCUUUGUUGCCAAUAGAUAUGGCACGUACCGACAGAAUGUCAUUUUUUACUUUGGAGACUAUCCAGUUAUACUCCAAAGGAUCUGCAUGGAUUGUUUGCCAACCAAAGACUUCACCAGGAUUCACGAAGCCACCAAUUACCAGUUCUCACAGAAUCCAAAGACAUGGAAUAACGAAACGACACAAAUUUGCUGGUUUGAGUCGCCUUUUGUGGCGGCGAAGGAUCCAAAGGCAGACAAACUGUCCAUGAUCUAUCCGUACCCGGAUAGAAGUAACUUUUUCUUGACUCAAGAAUCUCUCACGGAUGAUCGCCUAACGCCAGAGAAUUACAGAGGUCGUCUUCACGAGUUGAUCACUGUGGAAGAGCUAGCCAGACAUGAACAGAUAGCUAGAUAUAACGAGACUUCGUACAUGCGCCUUCUCACUCACUAUGUUUUGACUUCUGCUGGUGAUGGGUCAACCAUUGCCAAAUAUGCGCCACCUGGUGAGCUCUUUGCUCAGCUGCCGCUAAGCCGCAGUAUCUCAGAGGAUACGAAAAGCGGCAGGCUGUUCCUGAGAGGUUGCAAUAAAGUGCUCUUCAAGUGUUUAUCGCCAUCCUCGAAAAUAAUAUUCGAGGCGCACAUAGAGGACAAAUGCACGCAGACAGUAUACGUUAGACUGUCGAAAGACUGUGUGCACAAAUUGAACUUGGUGGCCAACAUGGAUCUGCACGUGCAAGUGCAAUUUUUAUUGAACCGCUUGCCUUUCUGCGAGUGGCACAAAACCGUGGAUAGCUUGCCCGAUAUUGGCCUAGUGUUUCUAAACAAAAUUCACAUGGAUAUGAAGGAGAGCAGCUUCAUAGAUCUGUUGAGCAGAAACGCCAUCAAUUUCAGAUUUUCUUUGUUGAACGCGGAGCAGAAAAGAGCACUGGCGGUAAUAACGGCAUCCACCAAGAUUUCCAUGCCACCGAUCUUGUUACUAGGACCAUUUGGAACAGGCAAAACGUUCACCAUUGCUCAGGCAUUGCGACUAUUGUUGACAAAGAACUCGGAUUAUAAAAUACUGCUGUGCACGCACAGCAACAGCGCGGCAGACCUCUAUGUCAAGGAAUUCUUCGACAUUUGGUAUAAAUCUGAAAAGAAUCCGCGUCUGAAGCCAGUUAGAAUUUAUUACAAAGGUAGAGCCAGGAACACGGUACACCCGGUGGUUCAGGAGUACAGUCUAAUGAAAGAGAACGGUACGUUUCGCAACCCGACCGAGGAAGACCUGAGGGAUUGCGCUCUGAUCGUGACCACUUUGGCCACGUCUAGCUCCCUCACCAGUUUGAACGUGUCGUUCACGCACAUAGUGAUCGACGAAGCCGCCCAGGCGCUGGAAUGCGAGGUCCUCAUACCUCUGGCCCUGGCCACUCCGCAAACUCGCUUAGUCCUCGCCGGUGAUCAGAUGCAACUUGCCCCAGAAAUAUACAGCGAUCUGGCUAACGAACGUGGUCUGGGCAUAAGUUUACUGGAAAGGAUCUACGGAAUGUAUCCGCAAACCCAUCCGUGCAGGAUUCACCUGCACCAGAAUUACCGUGCUCACGAGGACAUCAUCAAGUUCAUCUCGGACAUGUUCUACGAUGGAAUCGUGAAGCCUGCUAACAAAACGUUGGUACAGCAUCCCAUAUUAAAGCCCUUGACCUUUUACGCCGUUCAAGGCGUGGAGAUACAGGACAUCCAUUCGACAGGCUACGCGAACAUGAGCGAGGUGUACGAGUUGGUGAAUCGCGUGCAGGAGCUACGAAACAACUGGCCGACAGACCGUUGGGGCAUUUAUGGCGAGAAGUCGAUCGGCGUGCUCGUCUAUUACGCGGAGCAGGUGCAGAGGAUCCGCGCGGAGCUGAGGGAGCGCAGGAUGAUGGACGUGUCUGUGGAGAGAGUACUGAACGUUCAGGGGAAACAGUUCACCGCCGUGUUCAUCAGCACGGUGCGCACCAGGCAUUGCUGUCGAUACUCGGCGGAGAGGAACGUGAAGGACUAUGGCUUCCUGACCAACCCCAGGCUUCUCAACACGGCCAUGACGCGUGCCAAGUGUCUGGUGGCGGUGGUGGGCGAUCCUGUCGCUCUGUUCACCAUCGGCUCCUGCAGGAAGCUUUGGCAGAGAUACCUGGAGAUCGCUGAUCUAUACGGCAUCGACAGAGAAACGCUGAAGCACCAUCUGAGCCUGGUACCGGAGCUUCCGUUGAUCGCCCCGCUGAACCCGUUGGCCAGAGAGUUUAUACCGAGAAGCAACUUCUGCAUGGUGGAGUACGUGCCGGUUCCUAUUAUGUACCCGACGAUGAUGGUUCCCGUAGUGGCAAUUAACGGAGAAACAUUGAGAAUUUGUGAAUCGGUGCAACACCAGCUGAUAAUAACGAUGGGUUGGAAAGGUUAAACUGGUUGAUAAUCGACGAUGUCUUAUAUGUAUAUAUAUAUAUCUCUCUCUGUGUCGGUUUUUGGGAUUACUAAUCCAUUGGAGUGUCUCUCUAUUUCUGUGAAUAGAUUUUAAAGAACUAACUAACUGUUGCUACAUUAGAUUGAAUUUCUGUUCUUGAUCUUACGAUGUGCCCUCGAAAACUCGAUGUCUAUUAUAGAUUGUAUCAUUUCGUUAUCGUUUGGCCUUUGGUCUGUUUCUCAGAGAUGCAUCUGUUUGGAGACUGUGCAGCUUAUGUUACGACACCACACGUACCGAUCUAUUAUAGAAAUAUAUUUUUUACUAGUCCCACGUAGCCUGUGAAUCUUUCAAUCCCCUUCUCGAUCCUCCUAUAACGCGUAACGUUAAAUUACGAUGCUUCUCAAAAGGUUAAUCGUUUCUUUGGUCAUCAAGUAAGAAAACUAAAAGAUUCUCUCUUCUUAGCCAACUUUUCCAUAAUAAGAUGUAUCUUUUGUUUGUCAUCAAACACAACCGCUCAAGUUUAAUCCAGUAAGACGAACAGAGAAAGAAAUUUAAUAUAACUUACUUGUUCUAUGAUAUGUAACAUUAUAUAUAUAUAUGAUACUAUUAUAUGAUAAUAAUAUAACAUAGAAUAAUACAAUUAAAAGCGACGAUAUAUUUUAAAAAUUACGUGAUGUACUAGGA
This is a messenger RNA of Heterotrigona itama, 3891 nucleotides long. The record is from the annotation of a GenBank genome assembly. Lineage: Eukaryota; Metazoa; Arthropoda; Insecta; Hymenoptera; Apidae.